Messenger RNA from Colletotrichum karsti, 846 nucleotides. RefSeq lists its product as uncharacterized. The coding region runs from base 1 to 846 and encodes 281 amino acids. The transcript has a single exon. NCBI's taxonomy places the organism in Eukaryota, Fungi, Ascomycota, Sordariomycetes, Glomerellales, Glomerellaceae. The record is from RefSeq and is a predicted model, not a curated record.
AUGAGCAAGAAUCCCUUCGCAGACCCCCCAGCCGAAGUCGGCUCGUCGGCACCGGACGUCGCACCGCCCGCUUACACGCCCCACGAUGCCGUCGCAUCCUCUUCGAGCUCCGCGCCCCGGCCCGAACCCCAAGCGCCUCGGGAACCAUUCCACAUGAGCGACUCCACGUCGCCCUACCUCCCAUUCCCCCCAAGCUUGAACGUGUACUACCAAUGGAAGUUUACGCGCACCUUCCACCUCGGCGAUAGCGCGAACCACAAGCUCUACGCCCUCUCGGCCUGGGGCGAGAUCGGUAGCAAGGGCCCCGGCAUCCCCUGCAUCAUGCUCCACAACGGCCCCGGCGCCGAAGACCCCGCGCUGGCCGUCUGCUGCGAGGAGAAGAACUGGACGUUCCGGUCCCGGAGCAUAGACGGCGUCAUGGUCCUGCCGUCUGUGGACGCCCCGUCGAAAGAGCGUGGGACGGAGACGAUCACGGAGCUGUUGCGAUCGGAGACCUCGAGCCGUCAGACCGGAGUCUCGUUCGGCUACUCUAUCGAAGUCGCGCAGCCCGGAGGUGGGCUACGGCGGGAAGAUUUCGAGUGGAGGAGAAUCCAGGACAAGGAGAAGCUUGAUGGCUACAGCAACGGGUUUGAGUUGUUUCGCGCCAAGCCCGGGCAAGGCGGCGAGCCUGACGACGAAGUGCUUGCUGUGGUUCUUUUCAAGGGAAUGCUGAAUGUGAACAAACCGUUGAACUUUGAGUUCAAGGGGAGGAGUCUGUCCGGGGAGCUGGGUGACCGGUGGGCUGUCAUGGCUAUCAUGACGGGAAUCAGGAUCUGGUUUCUCUUCUUUUCCAGCAGAACAAAGUGA